Protopterus annectens (West African lungfish) is the source of this 918-nucleotide messenger RNA. RefSeq names its product histidine-rich protein PFHRP-II-like. NCBI's taxonomy places the organism in Eukaryota, Metazoa, Chordata, Ceratodontiformes, Protopteridae. The transcript is spliced from 4 exons. The coding region runs from base 1 to 918 and encodes 305 amino acids. The record is from RefSeq and is a predicted model, not a curated record.
AUGCUCUGCAAAACUGAAGACAGGUUUGUCCAACUGGCUUUAGUCAAAAAAUCCUUUUCAGAGGAGCCCCGGCUGGUUGAUGGUGCACACUAUGAGUACCUGGCUGGUGGUGCACACUGUGAAUACCUGGCUAAUGGUUCAUACUGUGAGCACCUGGCUGAUGGCGCACAUUGUAACUACCUGGCUGAUGGUACACACUAUGAAUACCUGGCUAAUGGUGCACACUGUGAAUACCUGGCUGAUGAUGCACACUAUGAAUACCUGGGUGAUGGUGCACACUAUGACUACCUGGCAAAUGGCGCACACUGUGAAUAUCUGGCUGAUGGUGCACACUGUGAAUACCUGGCUGAUGGUUCACAUUCUGAUGGUACACACUAUGAAUACCUGGCUGAUGGUGCACAUUGUGAAUACCUGGCUGACGAUGCACACUAUGAAUACCUGGCUGAUGGUGCACACUAUGACUACCUGGCUGACGAUGCACACUAUGAAUACCUGGCUGAUGGUGCACACUGUGAAUACCUGGCUGAUGGUGCACACUGUGAAUACCUGGCUGACGGUGCACACUACGACUACCUGGCUGAUGGUGCACACUGUGAAUACCUGGCUGAUGGUGCACACUGUGAAUACCUGGCUGAUGGUGCACAUUGUGAAUACCUGGCUGACGGUGCACACUAUGAAUACCUGGCUGAUGGUGCACACUAUGAAUACCUGGCUGAUGGUGCACACUAUGACUACCUGGCUGAUGGUGCACAUUGUGAAUACCUGGCUGACGGUGCACACUAUGAAUACCUGGCUGAUGGUGCACACUGUGAAUACCUGGCUGAUGGUGCACACUAUGAAUACCUGGCUGAUGGUGCACACUAUGACUACCUGGCUAAUGGUGCACACUGUGAAUACCUAGCUGCAUGCAUCAGAUGA